Molecule: messenger RNA, 1032 nt
Organism: Aspergillus chevalieri
Lineage: Eukaryota; Fungi; Ascomycota; Eurotiomycetes; Eurotiales; Aspergillaceae
Product: MBL fold metallo-hydrolase
Exons: 4
Coding region: 1-1032 (343 amino acids)
Molecular function (GO): transferase activity
Source: RefSeq, a predicted model, not a curated record
AUGUCAGACGACCUGGUAGAGGCUGACUCCCUUGAAGCGCUGGUCAUCAUCGAUAAUGACCUCGACCCGCUAUCAACGAUCGCCCCGGACACGGUCCAAGUAUCGGGCCACUUAGGCCAUCUUGCCACAAACUCUCCUCACCAUAUAAAGGAUAGAGGAGACGCAUGUAAAGAGUUACGGAUGGAGGAUAUCUGCUGUUCUGCUCAUGGUUUGUCGAUUCUCGUGACAGCUACUAAAGGGGAUGUCAAACAUUCUAUUCUAUUUGACGCUGGUCCUGAAGAAGAUGCGUGGGAGAGGAAUGUUAAGCGUCUACGGCCUGAUCUCUCUUCCGUGGGGGUAGUGCAGUUAUCGCAUUGGCAUCGAGAUCAUUCAGGUGGUCUUCUCCGGGCUAUCCGCAUGAUCAACGAUGCAAAGCAACACAAGAAUAUAUCUAAUAAGCUUGUGUUGGACCUGCAUCCGGAUCGUCCUGACUACCGUGGACUGGCAAUUGGGCACAAGAUCAUAUCACUUCAAGCUGAUCCCACUUUCGAGGAGAUUGAAUCGGCCGGAGCAGUCAUUCAUAAAAAUGACGAAACGCAUACAGUGCUUGAUAACUUCUUUCUGAUAUCAGGGGAGAUCCCUCGACGAACAACAUACGAGCAUGGGCUCAAGCAUGCAAUGCGGUUUGACCGGGAAGAGAACGACUGGUUCUCUGAUGAAGCUAUUGCUGAUGAGCGAUUUCUCAUGUGUAAUCUCAAAGACAAAGGAAUCGUCGUCUUUACUGGUUGCAGCCAUGCGGGAGUAGUCAACACAACGAAGCAUGCAGUCGAUCUCUUGAAUGGUGCCGUCCCGCUUCAUGCCGUCAUUGGAGGCUUUCAUCUUGCUACAAGUGAGCAAGAACAAAUGGAAAGUACAGUCAAAGAUCUGAAGAGACUCGAUCCGGCUGUUCUUCUGCCAGGCCAUUGUUCGGGCUGGCGGGCCAAGUUUGCUAUCGAGAAGCAAAUACCCGGGACGCUUGUACCUUGCUCCGUUGGUAUUAAGAUAACAUUCUGA